CAACUGUCAGAUGUUGUUAUAGAUAAAAGCGAUGUGUGCAUAACAUUUUUAAGGGAAAAUUUCAAAAAAAAAAAAAAUUUAAAAAAUAAAAUAUGUCAGUGCAUUUUCUUAGGCUAAAUAAUGGAUUUAGUGGUUUUGUUAAGACACUAAAUGUGUGCAGCAGACAUUAUUCUGCAAUUCAUAGAAAUCACGUGAAAAAUGACAUUUUAUUAAAACCAAUUAUCGUUUGUGGACCAUAUAUUAAUCCAUGCGAUAGAAGAGGUUUUAUCGGAUACGUUCCGGACAAAAAGGAUGGCUAUAAAACGAUGAAGGAAGAGUCACAAAAAGAUCACAUCAAAUAUGGACUUAAGGCGCUUAAAAAUGAAAUCAAACUAUGGACGGAAGAAUGGAAAGAACGAUUGAGACAAGAUCCUCAAAUACUUUUGCCAUUCGGUGAAAUCGAUACGGUGUUUGAAUUUAUGAAACAAGAAGACAUUGACAAAUUUAUUACAACAAGUGAUAGCGACCACAAUGAAGGAUACAGCCAUUGUUCGUUUAAGAUAAGUGAAGCCGGCUAUGGUUUAUUCAGCGGUGUUCUAGAUUCGACGGUUCCAAAACAAGGAAACGUAGCAAAGGCUGGCUACUGUAAUGUAACAAGUCUUGGUGUGAAGAAAUCAUUUCAACGCGACUCAUACUUUGACUGGGGACAAUAUAAUACACUAGUUUUACGAGUCAGAGGAGAUGGUCGACCAUAUUCAUUGAAUUUACACUCACCCGGAUUUUUUGAUGUAACUUGGCAUGAUAUAUACAGCUAUAUCCUAUACACGAGAGGCGGACCGCAUUGGCAAUUGGUUAAGAUCCCGUUUUCGAAAUUUUUUUUGGUUGCCAAAGGAAGUGUGCAGGAUAAGCAUUGUUAUAUGUCAUCUAUUCAAGUGUCUCGCAUUGGAAUUACAGCGGCCGGUUUAAAUUGGAUGGACGGUGAAUUUAAUUUGGAAAUUGAUUAUAUUGGCGUCGAAUAUAACCCAUAUCACACUGAAGAAACAGCUUAUGAAAUGUAUAAAGUACCCAGUUAUAUUGUUGGCACUUAAGCAACUUUACACUAAGCCAUUUAGUAAUUGGUUGAAAAUAAAUGAUAAAAUUGAAGUGAAA
Messenger RNA from Contarinia nasturtii (swede midge), 1128 nucleotides. RefSeq names its product complex I intermediate-associated protein 30, mitochondrial (gene CIA30). The transcript is spliced from 5 exons. Gene Ontology annotation, biological process: mitochondrial electron transport, NADH to ubiquinone; mitochondrial respiratory chain complex I assembly. The record is from RefSeq and is a predicted model, not a curated record. NCBI's taxonomy places the organism in Eukaryota, Metazoa, Arthropoda, Insecta, Diptera, Cecidomyiidae. Gene Ontology annotation, cellular component: mitochondrion. Bases 93 to 1067 code for a protein of 324 amino acids.